Cylindrotheca closterium is the source of this 2799-nucleotide messenger RNA. The record is from the annotation of a GenBank genome assembly. Lineage: Eukaryota; Bacillariophyta; Bacillariophyceae; Bacillariales; Bacillariaceae.
AUGGGCAAAUCUCCAGCUUCGAAGGCUACCUCAGCUAAUGCAAAAAAGCUGGGUGUGGCUAAGUCCAAGGCUUCCUCUGUAGGAAAAAAAGCGAUGAAAAAACGACUGGAAAUUGAUUUGGAACAGCCCAAAGACAGAGAUCCUGUCAAUUCCAAUGAUGUUGACAUCAAGCAAAUUGCCGAUGAUCAAGACGCUCUACGAACGGCCGACGAAUUCGAGGCACAACGAAUCGCCGAGCGAGAGUCGCGGCGAAGAGAGGACUACAAUAAACUGGUCCCUAAAUUAUCUGAGUGGUGGUCAAAGAAAUUGUACUGCGGUGAAGCAGUCAAUCAAGCGAUGCAAAGAAUGGAUCGCAUUCAAACCGGCAACGCCUUAUUUGCAGCCUGGGAUGAUCGAUAUCCAGGCGCUUGGAAUCAACCUUGUUUGCGAUUUGAUGCCCUGUUCAACGACUAUGCCGGCACAUCAACAUGCAACGAUCGAUUUCUUCAGAUUUUUACUUAUCUCAACUCUGAUAACGCCCAACUGGCUCAAUAUCUCAUCUCCUCUUUUGAUCUCUACACAAUCGAGGAUACAGCAGCCGAAGACGUCUGGUCACUGCGAGUUCUUGCAAUGCGAAUUUCAUUGCAGAACCCUUUCUCGUUCUUUGAUAUUGACGAAUUUGAAAAAACCCAGAACAACAACCAAUUCUUUGAAGGGGACAAGUCGGAUCCUCGCCUUCGUCUGGAAAAUCCGCUUGUUGGCUUUUGGUUGAUUUGUUCUGAAAUGUUUGAUUAUCCAUGGGCAACAACCUUUGACGACGACUACUAUAACGAGCCGUCUUUGUCAAUCAUUUGUGGCAUCAAACAAAAACGGUUGGCACCCUUUCAGUCCUUUUUCCGACCAGAAAGUUCAAAUCAUCAUAUUCAACAUGCUACCCAGAAGAUCAGUGAUCCAAUGAAUGACCAUUUGGACAAUGCGGUAGGCCAGUCUCAUUUGAACAAAACAACUUUAGUGGAUCAAAGGAAGCGUCAUCGUAAUCUGACCGACAAUAGAUACGAGGCACUGGCGGAUGAAGACGGAUCGAGUGGGGGAAAUGCUGACAAUGCCGAGGCUGAGGACGACGAUGCCACUACUAUUGACGGUGAUGCCUACCAACAACCAAAUCAGGACGAUGAUGACGAUGAAAUACUAGUGACGGCGGUCCGAAACAACCCAAGACGCCCACCACUUUCUUCAGAUGAUGAGGACGACGGAAAUGAGGAUGAUGAUGAUAAUGAAGAUGAUGAUGCGGUGAGCAACGGUGAGGUGGUUCAGACAGAAUCUGUAGAAGCACUGGUGAGGUCAGAAGACGACAACAUGGCGGUUGACAGCUUGACAAGCCCAACUCAGGUCUCUCAGGACAGCUCUUCAUUGAUCCAUACACCUCCACCUACACGUCGCCUCGCUCCACAGCCCACUCUUGCUGAGAAACUUAACAAAUUAAUUCAAGUUAACUUGGAUGGGAUGACCUGCAGAUGUCAUAUUUUUGAGACCACAUUUGCAACAAAUUUCUCGGGAUCGGACUCCGGCACGGUUGCUGAGGCCAUUUUAUCUGCGGUGCUGACAUCCAUGGAGGAAGCCUUGAACAACUCCUUUCACGAGCUGAAGAUCCUUCCUAUCUCCGACAACACUUAUAAACAACAGAACCGGUGGAUUCGGAACUCGGUUGAGUUACGCAACAAAAUUUUGUCCUACCGGGCCCUGAGUCUUUACUGUGAUAUGGAAUGUGGGAAUUCUCCUUAUGCAGCAACCAACAGCAAGCCUGGCGAGAAGAAACUACGUACCCGAAUGCAGUUUGGCUUUGCAAGGGACACGUCGGAAGAGGCGGCACAGGACUAUCUUCACACUGGUCUCCGUUCCCAGGGUCGCGGUGCCGGAUGUUACCCGUCGCCGCUUCAAUAUGGGGACAUUGUUAAAGUGGGUUGCUUUGCCUUUAUCCCGCCGGAGGUUAAUUUUGACGCCUAUGCGAAAGAAAUCAUGCGUCACUUUGACUUCUCUAUCCCUAUUGGCAUCAAGAUGGACUGGGUUUCUACACCUUACACAGGACGUGCUAAAUUCAACGAACGUUCCCCCGGCGUAACAAGUCCUCAUGGGUACGCUCGCAAGAUUCAUGCCAAAAGAGUCGAUCGAGAAUUAAGAAGCCUUCUUAAUCCAUCCACAGCAAAGCCAGACUUCCCCUUCGCUGCUCCGGCUACAUUUAUCAGUGAUUGGAAGUCUGCUCAACAGGGCUUGAUCAGUGUGAAGGCCUAUGGUCCGGUUAAGGAUGCUACCCUCACCCUUAUUAGCAAACUACGUGAUUACUACAUCCUGACAGAGGUCCUGUAUUCGGUCAUGGAUCUGCCCGGGAUGUUCAAGUUCGCAACUACUACUAUGUUUGGCUCAUGCACCUUGUUUAAGCUUCUCCUGUCAAUCAAGGCAACCCCAGCUCAAGCCGACAAAGCUUCUCAUGUCCAUCAAUCAACAACUGAGACUGAUGACUCAGACGAUGACUCAGACGAUGACUCUUCUGACGACGAUCCCAAUGAAUCCUCUGGCCCUAAAGGCGGUCAAUUCACAGAAGUUCGGUCUAAGAAGGCGGCAACAAAGGUGAAAAAGAAGGCAAAGAAGAAGAAGAAGUUGAUCACUGAUAAUGAGAAUCCGUUCCUUAACGAUCUCUCCCCAGCCCAACGGAAAAUGGCUGAGGUUGCUGACCGUAAGCUGAAGAAUGAUCAGGAGCGUCACAAGUCCGGCCCGCUGUUCUUGAUGGUUCUACCCGGCGAGAUGGAAGGCACCUACAUCCUG